Molecule: messenger RNA, 2631 nt
Organism: Rodentolepis nana
Lineage: Eukaryota; Metazoa; Platyhelminthes; Cestoda; Cyclophyllidea; Hymenolepididae
Source: the annotation of a GenBank genome assembly
AUGGAUGGCUUAGAAACAUUUGAACUUGAGUUAAAAUCAAUUUUGAGUAAUCCUUUACCAUUGACCAAGUCAAAAUUGGCAUCGGUUGUUGCUUCAGCUAUAAGGGCGGUCAAGUAUUAUAAACAUGUUGUUCAACUAGUUGAAAAAUUCAUCGUUAAUUGUCCAGCAAGUCAUAAAGUAUUGGGCCUGCUCAUCAUUGACGCAAUUAUACGUCAUUCUAAGGGCAUUAGCGGCGCUGAUGUAUAUAAGCGUCGUUUCAUAAGAAAUAUCGACACGUUAUUUCUCGCAAUAUUGAAAUGUCUUCCUGUUGAUAAACCAUUAAUUUUUCGAAUCCUAAAAAUCUGGCGAGAGGAAAUCGUAUAUCCUGUUGAUCUCAUAAUAGCGCUCCGUGAAUUGGUUGAUAAUCCUUCUGAUCCGGAUUUACAAGAUACAGUUCGACAAGUUAUUUCUCAAAUUUUAAAUUCUUACGAGUCAAGACGUCUCGCUCAAAGUAAAGAACAACUAGCUAGCAAGGAAUAUCUCCAGCUGACUUAUCAGUGGUUAGAGAGGAAGAUUCGUGAGCAGUUGGAAUCUUCUGCUCAAUGUUCUGUAAUAAGUGCCGCCGUUGUCAAUCGGCUUCAGUCGGUCUUGGCUUGUAUUGAGAACCAUCCCGAAUUGGAUAAAACAUACCACUCUCAGGUCAAAUCUAUUGUGGACGCACUGGCCGAGAAUAGAGCAAUUGAAGAAGAACUAAACCAGCUCGGUAAUUCUGCGUCUAACCAUCUCAACAAUAGUGGAAAUCACAAUAAUCACCUGUCAAAAACUGUAAAUCGUCGGGCGGAUGAAAAUCCUCCCCCUAACGAAAACCCAUUGGAGGAGCGGCUAAGAGGCCUUGCUUCCGCUCCUUUUUUAUCGAACAACAACGCAUCGAAUCACAAAAGAAAUCAUGGAUUACCUCACCAAGAACUCGUGCCUGUUUCACAACAGCAAGCACCUGAGGAGAUCUCGUCAAGAAAACGUCCAAUGCGGCAGCAACCGCAUGCCACACCCACCUCUCUUGUCUAUGAUACAAAUGUCUCUUCACCGCCCUUUAAGCGCAACAAAAUUGACCGUUUCCAUUCAUCAUCGAUUUCCUCAUUGUCAACCGUGUCAUCGGGAUCCGAUGAUAUAUCUCCAGUAAUGAAGAUUUCUCCCCCGGCACCAGUACAAGCAUCAGAUGUAACAGCCACUACUACUGUGUCACCACAACUACAACCCACCACCACAGAUGAGACAGAGCAGUUCCUCAUUGGUCGUAUUUCAGGAGGAGGUGGGGAAACCUCGUCGGAAAGAAGGGAACAUCGCCGCGAACGCGAUGCUCUGCCUGAGCUACGUGAGGGUCAUAUUUCUCUAGUCUCACGAACUCUCUACAUCGGGCGACUGCACAAACAGCUAGCAGAGACCCGCCUCCAGAGUGUCUGCGAAAAAUCCGCUCACGCACGUGUCCUUGACUGCCUCCUUAUUCCUCCACGUGGUUGUGCUUUCGUGACCUUCGAAACCCGAGCAGCAGCCGCCCGGGCUCGGCAAAACCUUUCUCGAACCCCCAUUGAGUCACGUACUGUCAAGGUAGCCUGGGCAGCCAAUCUAGGUGUGAGACGAGCUCAACUUCCUCAUUGGAAUGAGGCUGCUGGAUGCACCUACUUGCCUCUUGAUGUAGUCUCCACUAUGACCCCGACAGCGUUUCGAGCUUUGCUUGAGGGAUAUGCCUUAAUUGAUGCGGAAUCAAUGCCAGAGGAGUUGAGAAGAAGACUACUUGUCACACCCCCAAAAGCAUCUGUGCCAACGACGAAGUCGAUACCUCAGCAACAACCGUCUGAAAGCACCGAACCUCUUUUGCCAUCCCCAACCACCUUAACAUCGGGUCAGACUAAGGCUCCGCUUCUACUUUUUGCGAAUUCUGGUGCUCCGGUUGUAUCUGGUCAAUGUCUUAAUGCCCCAGUCUCAGCAGUCCCUAUUUCAUCAUAUGGAGUCGCACAACAUCCUUCAGUUCCGCCUACAAUGGUGCAACAUUACAAUGCUACUACUGUUGGCAUGGUGUUGCUUCCGCCACCAGCAAUGACCAAUGUCCCACCACAUACUAGUGGCGGUGGUGGUAAUCUUCAACCCCUUCCCACUCCUGGAACCCAUCCCUUGACAGCUCCGCCGCCACCACCAUUUCUUGGACCUCCGCCCCCACAGCCACCUACAAAUGCUACUAUUGCUGGUCCGGUUAUGGGAGGAAUGCCACCGCAGACUUACCCUUAUCAACAGGAUACACAGCACCACCAUCCAGGACCCUGGACGACUUCGCAUCCUCCACCACCUGCGGGCCAAAAUCCGAUGCGUUAUCCCAAUGCUCCUUAUGCAAUGGACCGUCCAUACUCUCAAGGCAAGUGUCCUGGAAGUUCAUCGAUGCCGCCACGUUGGCCAAUGCCCCCUCGCCAAUACCCUCAUUCAAACCAGGGCUGCAGCAUGGCUAAUGGGUCUGGCCACCCUCCUCAGAACCAAUACCGACACCCUCCACCACCAUUUGGUGUUAAUCCAGGGUGCUCAAGACCAAGCGGUCGUCUUCCUCCCUACCGUCCUCCCCCUUUUCCUCUACAGCAGCAAUAUAGAACACCUCGUCCCCGAUAG